AUGGCCUCAAAAUCUAAUAUCAAAGGUUCCGUGGAAAAGCAGAGUAAAACUACUGGUAGUCAGGCAUUAGAAGAAAAUUGUCGCAGGCCUUCACCUUUGCAGGUUACCGUAGAAGCAACAGUGAACAAAAAGUCACAGGAUUUUCAGCAAAAGGGGCCUGCUAAUUAUUUAGGUGAUAAAUUAGAUUUAAGCUUAUCUUUGGGUGAUUCGAAACAAGUACCAACAAGCAUAAAUCCUACACCAAGUGAAACGAGAGGCUCAGUUGAUCAGGAAAAGAAAAGAGCGGAGCAUAGAACUGUCAAGGAUUGCUCAGCCUCUGCCAAGGUCAGCGAUGGAGCCAGCAGCCUUGCAAAAACUAGCGGAAGUGCCAAAAUUAGUGAUCGAGCUGAUUUUGUUGAAAGUGGCAAGAGCAGCAUGUGUAGGGGUAGCACAAGCAGUGAUGUAAGUGAUGAAAGCACUUGUAGCAGCUUGCGUAGCAGUAUUAACAAACCUCAUAAAGCCAAUCACUCAAAAUGGGAGGCCAUUCGAGCUGCCGGAGCAAAAGAUGGGGUCUUAGGUUUGUGUCACUUCAGAUUGCUGAAGAAGUUGGGCUGCGGGGAUAUUUGUAGUGUCUAUCUUUCAGAGUUGAGUGGUACAAAAUGUUAUUUUGCCAUGAAGAUCAUGGACAAAGCAUCAGUAGCAGGCCGUAAGAAGUUGCUUCGCGCACAGACAGAAAGAGAGAUUCUGCAGUCUUUGGACCAUCCCUUUCUUCCGACCUUAUAUUCCCAUUUUGAGACAGACAAAUUCUCGUGUUUGGUGAUGGAGUUCUGUCCCAGAGGUGACUUACAUACACUUAGACAGAGGCAACCAGGAAAGCAUUUUUCUGAACAAGCUGUAAAGUAUGAAUCUCAUUCCUGCUGA
Messenger RNA from Ilex paraguariensis (yerba mate), 900 nucleotides. The record is from the annotation of a GenBank genome assembly. NCBI's taxonomy places the organism in Eukaryota, Viridiplantae, Streptophyta, Magnoliopsida, Aquifoliales, Aquifoliaceae.